AUGGCGUUUUCAAGGGCACUUAGCAUUCAGUCUGCAAACUCACUACCAAUAAGCAUCUUGCCAAGCUCACGAUUGCAAUGCAACUCAAGUCUAUUGCAGAUGCGUUGGAAAAGAGCGCUUUCUUCGAAGUCACGACUGCCUAGCUUAUACCGACCACAACCCACACAACUGAUCACUGCAAUACCGUACAAGUUCUCGAAUCCGUCCUUUAAAACAACAACAGCAGCCAACCAUGCCUUGCCCUCGAAACGAUUGUCAGACUACACACCACCAACCACGGGCAUUUUAUCCUACCUGCCGCAGAAAGCUGUCCCAUACGGCGAACUCAUGAGACUCGACAAACCAAUCGGGACAUACUACCUCUUCUUUCCAUGUCUCUUCAGCACAAUUCUUGCUGCAAUCAUGGCCACACCCAUUGCCCCACCGCUAGCAGUUCUCAGCACUGGGGCUUUAUUCUUCACAGGCGCUCUAGUAAUGAGAGGUGCAGGAUGUACCAUAAACGACCUUUGGGACCGCGACCUUGACCCACAUGUCGAACGCACACGGUUACGUCCGCUCGCUAGAAGAGCCGUCAACACCCGACAGGCCAUGGUCUUUCUUGGCGGUCAACUGGCAGCCGGUCUAGCAGUAUUACUGUCGCUACCUUUCGAAUGCUUCUGGUAUGCGACACCAUCACUAUUAUUGGUCGCUACGUACCCGCUAGCCAAGCGUGUGACAUAUUACCCUCAAUUUGUGCUUGGACUUACCUUCUCCUGGGGCGCUAUUUUGGGAUUCCCUGCUCUCGGCAUCGACCCUCUCUCCAAUCAAGCAGCACUUGCAGCAGCUGCAUGUUUGUAUGCGAGCAACGUGGCGUGGACUGUACUAUACGAUAUGAUCUACGCACACAUGGAUAUCAAAGAUGAUGUGAAGGCGGGAAUCAAAAGCAUCGCUCUUAAGCAUGAGAAUGAGACUAAAAAGGUCCUCUCAGGUCUUGCUGUUGUGCAAGUCGGUCUUCUGGCUGCUACUGGAGUUGCAGCGGGCUUGGGACCGGUGUACUUCGUGGGAUCUUGCGGUGGUGCGGCGCUCACGCUUGGUAUCAUGAUCAGAAGAGUCAAUUUGAAAGUAGUAUCAGACUGCUGGUGGUGGUUUCGCAAAGGGGCGUGGUUUACAGGUGGAGUGAUAAGCCUGGGCUUAGCUGGCGAGUAUAUCAGUCGGCUGCUUGUGAUCUCACAUGAGAACGAGAAUCAUGGGUCCAAUAGACAGGAGAAAAUUGUCGCUGCUUAG
Plenodomus lingam JN3 is the source of this 1263-nucleotide messenger RNA. RefSeq lists its product as uncharacterized. Lineage: Eukaryota; Fungi; Ascomycota; Dothideomycetes; Pleosporales; Leptosphaeriaceae. Gene Ontology annotation, cellular component: mitochondrial inner membrane. Gene Ontology annotation, biological process: ubiquinone biosynthetic process. Gene Ontology annotation, molecular function: 4-hydroxybenzoate polyprenyltransferase activity. The record is from RefSeq and is a predicted model, not a curated record.